UCUCCGUUCGCUCUAUAGCCUCAGAACCGCAAUUAUAUAACCAUCGUCUCUUGCACCCUUACAGUCCUUUGGCUCCGCCUCUCGUUCCCUCCUCCCUCCUCCACACGCACGCGCGCCCAGAUCUAGGGUUCCGCGCGCCCCGGCGAAGAUGAGCAGCCCCCAUGGUGGCCUCGACGACCAGAUCGAGCGGCUCAUGCAGUGCAAGCCGCUCCCCGAGCCCGAGGUCAGAGCGCUAUGUGAGAAGGCAAAGGAGAUUUUGAUGGAGGAAAGCAAUGUUCAGCCUGUAAAGAGUCCUGUUACAAUAUGUGGUGAUAUUCAUGGACAAUUUCAUGAUCUUGCUGAACUCUUUCGAAUUGGUGGAAAGUGUCCGGAUACAAACUACUUGUUUAUGGGAGAUUAUGUUGACCGUGGCUACUAUUCUGUUGAAACUGUCACGCUUUUGGUGGCUUUAAAAGUUCGCUAUCCUCAGAGGAUCACCAUUCUCAGAGGAAACCAUGAAAGCCGACAGAUUACUCAAGUUUAUGGAUUCUAUGACGAGUGCUUAAGGAAGUAUGGAAAUGCAAACGUCUGGAAAACCUUUACAGAUCUAUUUGACUACUUCCCAUUGACGGCAUUGGUUGAGUCAGAAAUAUUUUGCUUGCAUGGUGGACUAUCACCAUCCAUUGAGACGCUCGAUAACAUCCGUAACUUCGAUCGCGUCCAAGAAGUUCCUCAUGAAGGGCCAAUGUGUGAUCUUUUGUGGUCUGAUCCAGAUGAUCGAUGUGGUUGGGGUAUUUCUCCACGAGGUGCUGGAUAUACCUUCGGACAGGAUAUAUCAGAGCAGUUCAACCAUACCAAUAACUUAAGGCUUAUUGCUAGAGCUCACCAAUUGGUCAUGGAGGGAUUCAAUUGGGCUCAUGAGCAAAAAGUUGUCACCAUAUUUAGUGCUCCUAAUUAUUGCUAUCGCUGUGGGAACAUGGCCUCAAUCUUGGAAGUGGAUGAUUGCCGGGAGCAUACUUUCAUCCAGUUUGAGCCAGCCCCAAGAAGGGGAGAGCCAGAUGUAACUCGUAGGACGCCUGACUAUUUCCUGUGAUGGAAAAGUGAUGUGGAUCUGCAGCAAAGGUUUGAUAGAUAGGUGAAGUUUCCUGGUUGCAGAUAUUUUUUUGCUUGAAUCCCUUGUGUGUUAUUCUUAUUAUUUUUGCCCAUGGCGCCUUAGCUAUUGCAAGCUGCUUUGCUGCAUCAUGAUUCAAGUGUAUACCUACAGCUGGAAGGAUUCAUUGUGUUCUCACUUAUCUCUAACUGGUUGAUGCUUUUGGAUUGGGAGCUGCAAUGGUGGGUUCAAGCAUCAAGCAGCAAUCUGUACUAUGAGAGAGGAAACUAUUGCCUUUGUAUUCAUUUUGUUCCCUUUCCGCUUCAAAUAUGGAACAUGGAUUUUGGCCAUGCAACGGAGUUGGGUCCUCAUCGGUUCACUUGUUUCACUUGAUUUUUCCUUUUUCUGAUUCUUGUAGAGGUGAACAAUUGUAUGGUUCUGUGUUGGGCCAUUAGUUUUUUUCUGACUGCAUCUUGAUUUGCGGUAUAGAAUUAGCUUUCAUGCACAAGUA
Messenger RNA from Phragmites australis (common reed), 1580 nucleotides. Its product is annotated as serine/threonine-protein phosphatase PP2A-2 catalytic subunit. Bases 149 to 1072 code for a protein of 307 amino acids. The record is from RefSeq and is a predicted model, not a curated record. Gene Ontology annotation, molecular function: protein serine/threonine phosphatase activity. The transcript is spliced from 11 exons. Gene Ontology annotation, biological process: peptidyl-serine dephosphorylation; mitotic cell cycle. NCBI's taxonomy places the organism in Eukaryota, Viridiplantae, Streptophyta, Magnoliopsida, Poales, Poaceae. Gene Ontology annotation, cellular component: cytosol.